AAACUAUGGUGGCGAGAUAAGGCUGACGUCAUAUUGAAUGUCCACUGGAUAUGAACCGUCUUUUUGUUGUUGUUGAAAAUACUGGAUAUGCAUCGUUGAAUUGAGUCAUUCCGUUUCGUUUCUCUGCAAUUGCUUGGCGGUGGCUUUCGUUAACCGACCGGCGCAACCACCUCAAAGUCUCUGAAUUCUCUCUCUUUCUCUUUUCUUCUAUUUCUCUCGCCCUCUCUCUCUCUCUCUCUCUCUCUCUCUCUCUCUCUCACGGAACACAGCUGGGCUGAAAGCCUGAAAGCAGCAGCUCCACCUCCAGGCUUCCAAUGGCUUCCAUCAACCCCUAUUGCUCCUCAAAGGCUCUUUCCCCUUAUCCGUUAGCAGGUAAACACGGUUUAUCAAAAAUGCUGCUUGCACAAUUGAGAAACUCUUCUCCUAUGCUAGCAAAUGGGCGAUUAUCCGGUUUUUUCACACCGAGUGUAUCAUGGAAAUUGUGCUUUCAUUCCAAGGGAUCAAUUCAGGCAAGAGCUUUGCUGGGAGAAGAUGGUCUCCUGUCUUACCCAAAUGGCAACCCAACUGGGAGUGAAAUACAACCUGAUGCAUUAGGUUUCGGAACACUUUCAGCAGAAACAACCCCAACUUUUAGUGGGUUCUCUUCUGAAAAUGAUGAAGGUGAUCUAGAUCAUCCUCUACACGGAUUUUCUUCCAUUCCAGAGGCCAUUGAAGAUAUACGUCAAGGCAAGAUGGUUAUCGUUGUAGAUGAUGAAGAUAGAGAAAAUGAGGGAGAUCUUAUAAUGGCAGCUUCCUUGGCAACACCAGAAGCUAUGGCAUUUAUUGUCAAGCACGGAACUGGGAUUGUUUGUGUGAGCAUGAAAGGAGAAGACUUGGAGAGGUUGCAACUUCCACUUAUGGUGACACAGAAUGAAGAAAAACUUUGUACGGCAUUCACUGUCUCAGUGGAUGCAAAACGUGGUACAACAACUGGUGUUUCUGCUCGUGAUAGAGCUGCAACAGUCUUGGCUCUUGCAUCAAGAGAUUCAACACCUGAAGAUUUCAACCGCCCAGGACAUAUCUUUCCCCUAAAGUACAGAGAGGGAGGAGUUCUAAAAAGAGCCGGUCACACCGAAGCUUCAGUUGAUCUUGCUAUGUUGGCUGGGCUGGAUCCAGUAGCAGUUUUAUGUGAAAUUGUGGAUGAUGACGGUUCUAUGGCUAGGUUACCAAAGCUUCUCGAAUUUGCAAGGGCAGAAAACUUGAAAAUUGUUUCCAUCGCUGAUUUGAUAAGAUAUAGAAGGAAAAGAGAUAAGUUGGUGGAGAGGGCUGGAGUUGCACAAAUACCCACAAUGUGGGGGCCAUUUGAAGCCUACUGUUAUAAAUCAUUGCUCGAUGGGAUUGAGCACAUUGCUAUGGUUAAAGGUGAAAUUGCUGACGGGCAAGAAAUACUUGUGAGGGUACACUCUGAGUGCCUCACUGGUGACAUAUUUGGGUCAGCCAGAUGUGACUGUGGAAACCAGCUUGCACUUGCAAUGAAGCAAAUUGAAGCAGCUGGUAGGGGUGUUUUGGUGUAUCUCCGUGGACAUGAAGGUAGAGGAAUUGGUUUGGGUCACAAGCUCCGAGCUUAUACACUGCAGGAUGCUGGGCGUGACACUGUUGAAGCCAAUGAGGAGCUGGGAUUACCUGUUGAUUCUCGCGAGUAUGGCAUAGGUGCACAGAUACUACGAGAUCUAGGUGUUCGAACAAUGAAGCUGAUGACGAACAAUCCUGCAAAAUAUAUUGGUCUCAAGGGUUAUGGCUUGGCCAUUGCUGGCAGAGUCCCAUUGUUGGCACCAAUAACUAUGGAGAACCAGAAAUACUUGGAGACUAAACGGGCAAAAAUGGGGCACAUCUACGGUUCAAAAUCUAAUGGUCAUGUAAAUGGCACAAUCGAUGAAAGUAGUUCAAAAAUUGACAACCAAUCUAAUGGUGUGUCCGAGACAUGAAAAAAUGUCGGUUUCAGCUCCCCAACCGGAGAUUCAGGUGGGUAGCUGAUUCUCUGAUGCUGAGAUUAUAUUCAUGGCUAUCACAUUCUUUCCUACAUUGUUAUUUCUCUCGUCAAGAUCACGGGAGAAACUUAACAUGCAUUCUGUUGUAUGCGACAUCUCUCGCAUUAAUAAUUUCCUAGUAACUGCUAAUGGCGGGUAGUGCUUUCUUCUUUAA
This is a messenger RNA of Pyrus x bretschneideri (Chinese white pear), 2181 nucleotides long. Its product is annotated as bifunctional riboflavin biosynthesis protein RIBA 1, chloroplastic. Gene Ontology annotation, cellular component: chloroplast. Gene Ontology annotation, biological process: riboflavin biosynthetic process. The transcript is spliced from 8 exons. The coding region runs from base 315 to 1964 and encodes 549 amino acids. The record is from RefSeq and is a predicted model, not a curated record. Gene Ontology annotation, molecular function: 3,4-dihydroxy-2-butanone-4-phosphate synthase activity; GTP cyclohydrolase II activity. NCBI's taxonomy places the organism in Eukaryota, Viridiplantae, Streptophyta, Magnoliopsida, Rosales, Rosaceae.